Symbiodinium sp. CCMP2592 is the source of this 1548-nucleotide messenger RNA. Lineage: Eukaryota; Dinophyceae; Suessiales; Symbiodiniaceae. The record is from the annotation of a GenBank genome assembly.
AUGGCUGCCGUCGCCCCUUGCCCGGCGUCCGCGCGGCCUCCCCAUGCGCCGACACCACACCAUGGGAGCCUUCGUUGCACUUGGCCGCAGCUUGUCCUCGGAGCCGCCACUGGCGCAGCAGCGUCUGCCAGAAGGCCUCUGGUGGCCACAGGUGCGCGGCGGAAAAAGCUGAAGGAACGUGAGGCCAAGGAGGCUUCGGGCGGCAGCAGCGGAGGAGGUUCCGUGGAUGGCGCUUUCCUGGGCGAGGAAGGAGAUGAGUGGGCUGAGCCAAGGUUCCAAGCCACGGAAGCCGAGAUUUCCUUCGAGGACCCGGUCCCUCUCGAACGGCCGGCGCUCUACGUCGUCUCUGUACCGAUCGGCAAUCUCGGAGACAUCACUCUUCGAGCCCUGCGUGUCCUACGGGAGGUUGAUGCCAUCUUCGCAGAGGAUACAAGGACCACGGACACGUUGCUGCGCCGCCUGGGCAUCGAAGGGAGGCGGCUGUUCCCUUGCCAUGCUUUCAACGAGGAGCGCGCCGGGCAAGAGAUCAUUCGGCGGUUGCGGGAAGAACAGGCUCUCGCCCUGGUCUCCGAUGCGGGGACGCCUUCGCUUGCGGACCCCGGCUUCGCAGUUUUGCGAACUCUGCGCCGGGAGCUGGGCGACAUCCCCGUGCACCCGGUGCCGGGCGCCAAUGCCGCCGCAUGUGCUCUGAGUGUCUCGGGACUACCUGCUAGCUGCUACCUCUUCGGUGGUUUCCUCCCGUCCAAACCGGCGGCCCGCAGGAGCCAGCUGAAACAGCUCCUGCGCCAAGCCAGCAGCGGUUUGUCCGCGACGCUGGCGGUUUUCGAAGUGCCUCAUCGCAUUGUGAGCACCAUGGAAAUGCUGGUUGAGCUGUUGGCCGAAGAGGGUGACCCAUCUAGGGCCGUGGUGCUGGCACGGGAGCUGACGAAGCGGCACGAGACGCUGCUGUCAGGCACCGCGGAGGAGGUGUUGGCAGAGGUGCGGGAGACCCCGGACAACCAGCGAGGGGAGUUCGUCUUGCUCCUGGGCCCCGGGGCGGAAGAGACGCUGGAAGUCGAGUCGGCGGUUCCUGAAGCGAAGGAGGUUGCCAAGGUCGCACUGAAAUCGGUGAUACCGAAACGCGCACGCCAUGAGCUUCUGCAGCAGAUCAUGCAAAGCAAGCUACCGUCAAGUGCUCCUGUACAUAGUCCAGACGAUGAUUGGGUUCGUUGCUGGCCAAUUCCGGAUCUCGAAGCCGGGACAGCGCUUCCGAGGGAGAACUCCAUCCACCGGGGCAUCAUCGUCUGUACAAAGGAGUAUGGAGCCUUCGUCCAGCUUGGCAAAGGCGAGAAGUACAAGGAUGGCUUCCUCCACAUCGGCUGCCUCCCUGCGCCGCCCGGGGUGGAGCGCCUCGAAGUAGUCAACUCCGUCGUCCGGGAAGGGGACAAAGUCUGGGUGAAGGUCCGCGAUGUGGAUGAGGAGAGCGGCAAGUACGCCUUGGACAUGCGGCUUCCGAGCGAAAGUGAUGUUUUUUUUUUGGAAAGGUUGGGGUUUGCGUUUUCGGGUUGA